Molecule: messenger RNA, 3013 nt
Organism: Vanessa tameamea
Lineage: Eukaryota; Metazoa; Arthropoda; Insecta; Lepidoptera; Nymphalidae
Gene: Hmu
Product: adipocyte plasma membrane-associated protein Hemomucin
Exons: 6
Coding region: 86-2023 (645 amino acids)
Biological process (GO): biosynthetic process
Cellular component (GO): endomembrane system
Molecular function (GO): hydrolase activity; strictosidine synthase activity
Source: RefSeq, a predicted model, not a curated record
UAGUCUGAGCACUGAGUUGACUUAAAGCAUCUUUUUUUUGUCAAGUUCAAUUUUAAGUUACUUUGAACUUGGUCCAAAUAUCAUUAUGGGGCUUCUUGUUGGAAUUUUAAAAAAGAUAUUAAAAUUAAUAGUAUAUUUAGCUAUUGUUGUAGCGAUAGUUCUUCUUAUUCCUAAUCUUCCGCCCUAUACAAAGUUUACAAGAAUUGACAUCGAGCCAACUCAACAAUUAGUCGGAGUUUUGGCGCCUAAUGCUGUUUUAAAUAACGCUGAACAAUUAUUUAAGGAUAAAUUACUGGGACCAGAAGCAUUCCAAAUAUAUAAUGGUGAGGUGUACACAACGCUUGCGACCGGCGAAAUAGUUAAAUUAACGUCAGGUGGCCAUGUGACCUUCGUAACCAAAAUUGGCGAACCUUGCACUGGUCUCGUCCAGGAGCACAUAUGUGGACGUCCUUUAGGAUUUGUAAUUGAUGAAAAAAAAAAAUUAAUGUAUGUAGCUGAUGCAUAUCAUGGCAUAUGGAAGGUGAAUUUAGAAACAGACAAAAAGCAACUAUUGGUUUCACCCCGAGUGCCUAUAAAUGGAAGAACACCAAAAUUAUUCAAUUCAAUAGCACUUGGUCAAAAUGGAGACUUAUAUUGGACUGAUUCUACCAGCGAUUACCAAUUAAAAGAUGGAGUGUUUAGUCUUUUCUCUGAUCCCACUGGAAGGUUAUUCCACUACAACUCUGUGAAAAAUGAGAGCAUAGUUUUGCUUGAUGACCUGUGGUUUGCCAACGGUGUUGUUACUUCCCCGGAUAACCAAUUUGUGCUGGUUGCAGAGACAAACAGAUAUAGGCUUAUGAAAUACUAUUUAAAUGGUCCAAAGAAAGGCAAAUCUGAAGUAUUUAUUGCAGGAUUGCCAGGUUUUCCUGAUAACAUACGCACCCUUCCAGAUGGUUCUGGUGUAUUGAUAUCACUGUACAACACAAUAGACGACGAAAAUCCUAUGAUUAUCAAAACAUUGGCCUCAACACCUCUUGCAAGAAAGUUCAUAGCAAGACUUGGCCACCUUGUUGAACUUCCUUUCCAGUUUCUCAGUGACCAAUUCCAUCAUCACAUCUUUGAAGAAAUUGUGUAUAAAAUUGGAAACUUCGCUACUGCUACAUUUCUGACUCCGUCAAUGUCAGGGCUUAUUCAAACAGAUUGGACUGGCAAUAUUGUUGCUUCAUACCACAACUUGGAUGGAAGUAUACCCCACAUUAGUGAUGCUAUUGUCUUUAAUGAUAAAUUAUAUACUGGCUGCCCUCACUCACAAAACUAUGUUGGUGCUGUACCAGCUCCACCACUUUUAAAGAAAGCUUUCUCUACUAACAAUCCAGCAGUCAAAGAACAACCAAAAUUAAAAGGUGAAGAAAUACCUAAAGAACCUAAACAGCAGCAAAAACCUGCUCAAAAGCAAUCGGAACCAAAGGUUGUUGAUAAAGAAUCUGAAGUAAAACCAAAAGUAGUCCAAAAGGAAGCCGAAGCCAAGCCUAAAGUAGUCACAAAAGACGCCGAAAUCAAACCAAAAGUAGCCGCGAAAGAAGCCGAAGUCAAGUCUAAAGUGGUUAAAAAAGAAGCCGAGGUCAAGACUAAAGUGGUUUCUGGCGAAGCUAUUAAGAAACCCAUUGUCACUUCCAAGGAACCUCAAGUUAAAGAACCUACGAAAAACCCUAAACCUAAACCCACAGCACCCGAAGCUAAAGCUAAAGUUGUCUCCAAAGAACAAGAUAAAAUUAAACCAGAUUCUAAAGACACUGAAACCAAAGCUAAACCAUCUAAAGAUGCUGAUCUGAAAUCGAAAACCGAAAGUAAAGAAUCAGGACAAACCAAAACUGCAAAAAAGCAAAAUACUGAAGAAAAAUCCGCUGAAAGCGUUCCGAAGCCUCCAACUAAGCCAAUACCAGUUGAAGAAAAAAUACCAUCAGAUACAGCCAAACCAAGCAAGGACACUUUAAAAGUAAUAAAGAAAAGUGGACCUCAAGAGAUCCCUCACCCUAAUGUGUAAGAAUAGGUUGUGGAUAUAAAGACUCUAUAGAAGUCUUUAUUGUAAAUAGGGAAUAUGCAAAUGGUUUUUUUUUAACAAGUACAGAGAUUUUGUUCAGAAGAAGAGGUCCAUUUUUUCAACAAAAAAGUUGAAGUUCUACAAGUUAUGUAGCAUUUUCUACAUUUGGGAGACUCACAAUCACCAUAUGUAGGUUGUAUCAACUAAAUAUUUUAUUUAUUGUAUAGUACCUCCGAUUCUAACAAAUAAUUUAAAAAAGAAGAAGCACAAUAAUAUUAUUGCAAUUUUCGAAUUAAGGAUUUUCACAUGCUGGUUGUUUAAGUAUUGUAGACUAGAUUUUCCAAUAAUGUGUUAUAAAUGUUUAGUUUUGGAAAAAUAUCCAUAAGUAUCCAUUUGUUAUAAGUGAAUAACCUAAAUUGAAUCCCACAUUUAUUUAUAAACUUACAAGCAUAUUUCCUAUUAAUUUUUAAAAGAACAAGUGGUUAUUGGUUAGUAAUUAUCUCGAAAAAUCAUCGGCUUGGGAUUAGUUUAGUUAAAUAUUUAUUGAAAAACUCCUUUUUUCCAUUCCCAUUCAUGAAUCAUUCCUUAUUUUAUAGCCUUUUUUUAUUUUGUUAAAUUUUUAUAUGUCAAUAAAUUUUACAAUUUUUUUUUAUAAGUGUGUAUUAAUUAUGAUCUCAAAUUCGUAAUGUCGAUCUAAAAAUAAUAUUUAAUUAAAUUAUCACAAUUUUAUAAAUGUUUUAUGAAAAUUCACAGUUUUUAUUUUGCCUUUUAAAAAGAUAUUGCCGAAGAUAUAGGUAUGCGUUACCAUUUAAUUAGUGCAAUUGUAAAUUAAAAAAUCUGAAUAUUAUAUCUUUAUUUUUCUAAUUAUAUACCAGAAUCUAUUUAAAAUAUAUAUUUAUGCAAAAGAAUAUAGUUUGAAAAUUUGUUAUUCCUAAUUACCAAUUUCUGUAAGUAUGACAAGCAAUAUUGUUUUCAAUAAAUCAUUUUAUUUUA